GGGGCCUUGGGGAGAGCCCAGGAUGGAGGUGGCGGUCGCGGCGGCGGCGGCGGCGGCGGCGGGCCGGGCCCUGCAGCAGGCGGGAGGAGGUGAGUGCCAGGCCCGCUGAGCCUGCGCAGAGCCGCCAGCCAUGCCCGGGAUCGUGGUGUUCCGGCGGCGCUGGUCUGUGGGCAGUGAUGAUUUGGUUCUGCCGGCUAUCUUCCUCUUCCUCUUGCACACCACGUGGUUUGUGAUCCUGUCCGUGGUGCUCUUCGGCCUGGUCUACAACCCCCACGAGGCCUGCUCCCUGAACCUGGUGGACCACGGCCGCGGCUACCUGGGCAUCCUGCUGAGCUGCAUGAUCGCUGAGAUGGCCAUCAUCUGGCUGAGCAUGCGUGGCGGCAUCCUUUACACGGAGCCACGCGAGUCCAUGCAGUAUGUCCUCUACGUGCGCCUGGCCAUCCUGGUGAUCGAGUUCAUCUAUGCCAUCGUGGGCAUCGUGUGGCUUACCCAGUACUACACUUCCUGCAACGACCUCACGGCCAAGAACGUCACCCUGGGGAUGGUCGUGUGCAACUGGGUGGUCAUACUCAGCGUCUGCAUUACGGUCCUCUGUGUCUUCGACCCCACCGGCCGCACCUUUGUCAAGCUCAGAGCCACCAAGAGGAGGCAGCGCAACCUGAGGACUUACAACUUGCGGCACCGCUUGGAGGAGGGUCAGGCCACCAGCUGGUCGCGCCGCCUCAAAGUCUUCCUCUGCUGCACCCGCACCAAGGACUCACAGUCAGACGCCUACUCGGAGAUCGCCUACCUCUUCGCCGAGUUCUUCCGAGACCUGGACAUCGUCCCCUCGGACAUCAUCGCGGGCCUGGUGCUGCUCCGACAGCGGCAGCGGGCCAAGCGCAGCGCUGUGUUGGAUGAGGCCAACAAUGACAUCCUGGCCUUCCUGUCUGGGAUGCCCGUCACCAGGAAUACCAAGUACCUGGACCUCAAGAAUUCGCAUGAGAUGCUACGCUACAAGGAGGUCUGCUACUACAUGCUCUUCGCGCUGGCUGCCUAUGGCUGGCCCAUGUACCUGAUGCGCAAACCAGCCUGCGGCCUAUGCCAGCUGGCUCGAUCCUGCUCGUGCUGCCUGUGUCCUGCACGGCCCCGCUUCGCCCCCGGCGUCACCAUCGAGGAGGACAACUGUUGUGGCUGCAAUGCCAUGGCCAUCCGGCGCCACUUCCUGGAUGAGAACAUGACAGCUGUGGACAUCGUCUACACCUCCUGCCACGAUGCGGUCUAUGAAACCCCUUUCUAUGUGGCCGUGGACCAUGACCGGAAGAAGGUGGUGAUCAGCAUCCGGGGAACGCUGUCCCCCAAGGAUGCCCUGACUGACUUGACGGGCGAUGCCGAGCGUCUCCCAGUGGAGGGCCACCACGGUACCUGGCUGGGACACAAGGGCAUGGUCCUCUCAGCCGAGUACAUCAAGAAGAAGCUGGAGCAGGAGAUGGUCCUGUCCCAGGCCUUCGGACGUGACCUGGGCCGCGGGACCAAGCACUAUGGCUUGAUUGUGGUGGGCCACUCGCUGGGCGCAGGCACCGCUGCCAUCCUCUCCUUCCUCCUGCGCCCCCAAUACCCGACCCUCAAGUGCUUUGCCUACUCACCACCAGGCGGCCUGCUGAGUGAGGACGCCAUGGAGUACUCCAAGGAAUUUGUGACAGCUGUGGUGCUGGGAAAGGACCUGGUCCCCAGGAUCGGCCUCUCGCAGCUGGAAGGCUUCCGAAGGCAGUUGCUGGACGUCCUGCAGCGAAGCACCAAGCCCAAGUGGCGGAUCAUCGUGGGGGCCACCAAGUGCAUCCCCAAGUCAGAGCUGCCCGAGGAAGUGGAAGUGACUGCCCUGGCCAGCACCCGGCUCUGGACCCACCCCAGCGACCUGACCAUCGCCCUGUCGGCCAGCACCCCGCUCUACCCCCCGGGGCGCAUCAUCCAUGUGGUCCACAACCACCCGGCAGAGCAGUGCUGCUGCUGUGAGCAGGAGGAACCCACUUACUUUGCCAUCUGGGGCGACAACAAGGCCUUCAACGAGGUGGUCAUCUCGCCAGCCAUGCUGCACGAGCAUUUGCCCUACGUGGUCAUGGAGGGGCUCAACAAGGUGCUGGAGAACUACAACAAGGGCAAGACGGCCCUGCUGUCCGCCGCCAAGGUCAUGGUGAGCCCCACCGAGGUGGACCUCACCCCCCAGCUCAUCUUCCAGCAGCAGCCGCUGCCCACGGGGCCGCCACUGCCCACCGGCCUGGCCCUCGAGCUGCCCACCCCAGACCACCGAAACAGUGUCAGGACCAAGUGCCAGUCUGAGAUGAGCCUGGAGGCCUUCUCGGAGGGGCAGUUGCUGACCCCGGCGGCGGCGGUGACAGCCGCAGCGGCCACCGCCUCCCAGGACCCGGUGGAGCUCCUGCUGCUGUCCACGCAGGAGCGGCUGACGGCUGAGCUGCAGUCCCGGCGCGCGCCGCUGGCCACCAUGGAGAGCUUGUCAGACACCGAGUCCCUCUACAGCUUUGACUCCCGCCGCUCCUCUGGCUUCCGCAGCGUGCGGGGCUCCCCCAGCCUGCAUGCCGUGCUGGAACGUGAGGAAGGACCCCUCUUCUACAUCGACCCCGCUAUUCCGGAGGAGAACCCCUCACUGAGCUCCCGUACCGAGCUACUGGCCGCUGACAGCCUGUCCAAGCACUCACAGGACACGCAGCCCCUGGAGGCCACCCCGGGCAGCAGAGGGUCGGGCACCCCAGAGAGGCCACCCAGCAUCGCCACCAUUGCCACCGCCGGUCCCCCAGAAGUUGAGGAGGCCGCAGAGGAAGAGGGUGGCAGCGGCGGGGUGGCUCCUCGUGGGGACUUGGCCAUGCACAACGGGCGUUUGGGGGACUCCCCCAGUCCGCAGGUGCUGGAGUUUGCUGAGUUCAUUGACAGCCUCUUCAAUUUGGACAGCAAGAGCGGCUCGUUCCAGGACCUCUACUGCAUGGUGGUGCCCGAAAGCCCCACUAGCGACUAUGCCGAGGGCCCUAAGUCCCCCAGCCAGCAGGAGAUCCUGCUGCGGGCCCAGUUCGAGCCCAACCUGGUGCCCAAGCCCCCCCGGCUCUUUGCCGGCUCCACCGAUCCCUCUUCUGGCAUCUCGCUGUCCCCGUCGUUCCCGCUCAGCUCCUCUGGGGAGCUCACGGACCUCACACCCACCGGCCUCAGCAGCCAGGAGUGCCUGGCGGUGGACAAGAUCCGGACCUCGACCCCUGCGGGCCACGGGACCAGCCCAGUAAAGCAGGACGACCUGGCCAUCUCGGCCCGCUAGCAUCGGUCAGCCGAUGGCCCGGAGGUCUGAGACUGUCCCACCCACAUUCCCACCCCACCCCAGUUCUCACUUACCCCAGGGCCAAACCCUCCCCGCCAAAGCUGGCCAGGCCUGGGGCACUGCUGCUGAGCUGGGGGUCCCCCUUGCUACCUCAGCUUAGGACCCUCAG
Suncus etruscus (white-toothed pygmy shrew) is the source of this 3467-nucleotide messenger RNA. It is a transcript of the gene DAGLA, whose product is annotated as diacylglycerol lipase alpha. Gene Ontology annotation, biological process: lipid metabolic process. The record is from RefSeq and is a predicted model, not a curated record. Gene Ontology annotation, cellular component: postsynaptic membrane; dendrite membrane. Lineage: Eukaryota; Metazoa; Chordata; Mammalia; Eulipotyphla; Soricidae. The transcript is spliced from 20 exons. Bases 131 to 3298 code for a protein of 1055 amino acids.